Papilio machaon (common yellow swallowtail) is the source of this 624-nucleotide messenger RNA. RefSeq lists its product as uncharacterized. The transcript has 5 exons. NCBI's taxonomy places the organism in Eukaryota, Metazoa, Arthropoda, Insecta, Lepidoptera, Papilionidae. The record is from RefSeq and is a predicted model, not a curated record. Bases 79 to 594 code for a protein of 171 amino acids.
ACUGACUUUUCUAAUUCAAAAGUUAGUUAAAACUUUUGUUUCAGCUUUUCUUGCUUUUCUUUGAAUUGUUUAUAUGAAAUGGCUCUAUCAACACAUAUAAAGGACCAGCCGUGGUAUUUACAAAUAACUAAAGAAAUAAAUGAUUUCCGUGAUGUACUUGACGAUAAAAUUAAUAAGCAACGAGAACAAAUAAAGGCAUGCAAAAAGAAAAAUGAGCUAGAUAACAAAUUUGCACUAGAAAUGAAAUUAAAUUCUGAGCUAACACAACAGCUAGCCGAGUUGAACCGUCGCGGUACUGAGCUGGAUAGAGUCUGUGGGAACUUUGAAUCUCUCACUAUUGCAGAAGGAGAUAAGAACAGGCUGGAUAAUGACAAAGAGACAUUCCAAGUGGCUAAGGAACUAACGGGGAUAAGAUUUGAUUUCUCAGCGCCACCAAAUGUUGCUAAAGGCUAUAUAAAGAACGAAUCACUACGACUUCUUCAACCGUUUGAAAUAGAAAAUGGAGAUAGUGAGGCUCUGUGGGCGUUGAUACAAUCAACAGCGACUCAAGACUGGCCUACAGCGGAUAAAGAGAACUUAGUACCUAAUAAAUAAGUUAAUUAAUUAAAAAAUUUAAAUCUUACU